UGAUUUUUAAAAUUUCAUGGGUGGGAGAGGGAGAGAGAUUGGACCUCUUAAAUCGUUUUUAUGUCCGUAUGAGAACAUAACCGAUUAGAACUUCUGAUAAUACGUGAUGUGUGAUGUAUAAGCUGAAUGAUUAUGCAACGCGUGAUAAAAUGUAAAAUGACUAUCCUUGCUGCAGAAAUGAAUCUGUUGUUAGUAGACAGUUGUUUCUUACCAUCGUACCAUUCAUUUGCCUCUAAAUCUGACUUAGUGUAUACUCUUACUAAUUUGCAGUGCUAUAUUUAUAACUGAUUAUCCAGUAACUAUACUUUGUCUUUCAGUAAUUCUCAUUAAGAGGGAAGUGCUUUUAUUGACCGGAAUCAGUGUAUUAUCACUGAAAGUUAGUGCAUUACUGAUUUCGAUUUAAAUAUCAUCAGUACUACUACACGAAAGAUAAACGUUUAAUACACAUUUGACAAAAUAUGGCAGCGCAGACUAUGAUUUUGAAUAACGGCAUGAAAAUUCCCGUACUCGGACUUGGUACCUGGCAGGCAGGCGACGAUCCAAAGAUCGUUGAACGGGCUGUGUACGAUGCUGUUGAUGCUGGAUAUCGGCAUUUCGAUUGCGCUUAUUUAUAUCAGAAUGAAAGGGAAAUCGGCAAAGUCUUACGCGAGAAGAUCGCGAAAGGGAUCGUGAAAAGAGAAGAUCUCUUCAUUACUACCAAGUUGUGGAACACAUUCCAUAAACGAGACGCCGUGGUGCCGGCUUGCCGAAGAUCCUUGGAGAACUUUGGGCUUGACUACGUGGAUUUGUAUCUGAUACAUUGGCCCCUAUCUUUUGCGGAAAAUGCCGAAGGAAUAAUACCAAUGGACAAGAACGGCGACCCGAUGUUCGGUCAUGAGGAUUUCCUGGAUACGUGGCGCGGCAUGGAGGAAUGCGUGAGAUUGGGUUUGACGAAGAGUAUUGGCCUCAGCAAUUUCAAUUCCGAACAGAUCGAUCGCGUGCUGUCGAUCGCCCAAAUAAAGCCGGUAAUGAAUCAGGUGGAGUGCCAUCCGUAUCUGAAUCAGAGAAAAUUGAGAGACUUUUGUGCGAGCCGUGACAUAGCUAUUACAGCUUACAGCCCAUUCGGUUCGCCUCUACGAACUUGGGCUAAACCCGGCGAUCCGAAAGUUGUCCUCGAUGCGUCGGAAAUUGUAAAUAUCGGAGCCAAGUACGACAAAACUCCUGGUCAAGUUAUUUUGAGAUAUUUGGUUGAUAUUGGUACCAUACCAAUCCCAAAAUCCAGUUCGAAGAAGCGUAUCGAAGAAAACAUUAACAUCUUUGAUUUCAAGUUAACUCCGGAGGAAAUUGCUGCAAUCGACAAACUCGAUUGCGGUAUGCGUAUGGUGCAUUUUGAAGAAUAUUUUCCAGCUUCUCAGAAGUCAAACAGUUUCCCAACUGUGCGAAAUACAUGUAACUAUAGCUUAAGACAUACUCAUACAUAUUCUAUUGAUUUUCUCACGAAUACAUUGUACAACUUUCUCCUUCUCUCUCUCAUUCACUCACUCACUCGCUCGCUCACUCAUAAUAUUUAUAUACUUGGCAUGACACGCAAUAUCUUGGUGUUCCUACAUUGUACGUGUAAAUUCAGUCGCUAUUUAUUGGCCUCGACAACGCUAUCUUCUGGCGACGAGUGUUCCGAGAUAGAAGCCAAUCAGUCAGAGAGUUCACUCACUGAUCACUUUCUGCGACGACCUUCCGUCUGUCCGUCACGUACUACCUGCUGUAAUUACACCUGUAUCUGUGUUUGCGAGAUAACAAUGGAUAGCAUUCCGACAAUUACAUUCUCGAAUGGCUUUAAAAUGCCGAUGUUGGGCCUCGGAACUUACAAGUCCCAGAUGGGGAAUGUGAAGAGGGCCGUUAAGGACGCAAUAGAGCUUGGAUAUCGUCAUAUCGACACAGCAUUAUUUUAUGAUAACGAGAAAGAGAUCGGGGAAGCCGUUCGCGAAUUAAUCAAAGAUGGCAAAGUCACUAGGGAAGACCUAUUUAUUACUACAAAGCUAUGGAAUACUUCCCACAAAGAAGAGCUCGUUGUCCCGGCCUGUAAAAAGUCACUGGCCAAUUUGGGUUUAGAUUAUAUUGAUCUCUAUUUAGUUCACUGGCCAUUCGCUUUCAAGGAGGGGGAUGAUUUGCUGCCUCUAGAUGCUGCCGGAAAUUUUCUCGAAUCGGAUGUUGAUUACGUGGAAACUUGGAGAGGAAUGGAAGAAUGCGUACGCCAAGGUUUAACACGCAGCAUCGGAAUCAGUAACUUCAAUUCCGAGCAAAUUACUCGUUUACUUAAAUCGGCUACAAUCGCGCCAGUCAAUAAUCAGGUUGAAGUUAAUAUAAAUGUAAACCAGGAGAAAUUAGUAGAUUUUUGCAAGAAGCAUCACAUUACGGUAACUGCUUAUUGUCCUUUGGGACAACCUGGAAAUUUGUCCGGCAUCGACAAUCAAUUAGACAAUCCCUUAAUAUUGCAAAUUGCAAAAAAAUACAAGAAGACGCCGGCGCAAAUAGCACUUCGAUACGUGUAUCAGACUGGAACUGCGCCGAUACCCAAGUCUGUAACUAAAAGUCGAAUUAAGGAAAACAUGGAAAUUUUUGAUUUCACCUUAACAUCCGAUGAGAUGAGCUCUAUCCGUAAACUCGGCACUGGAGCCAGAGUAGCAGGCUUCGUCGAUAUCAAGCAUUUCAAAUACUAUCCCUUCAACAUUCCGUUUUAAGUACAUGUUAAUACAACGGGGAGAGGAAGAAAGAGAAAAGAUAAUUUUACAUCUAUGAAAAAUAAAAGAAAAAGCGUUCAACAAAUCUGUACACAUAUACAAUAUUUUAAUAGAUUUUUGUUAUUUGUAAAAAAAAA
Solenopsis invicta (red fire ant) is the source of this 2854-nucleotide messenger RNA. RefSeq lists its product as uncharacterized. Gene Ontology annotation, cellular component: cytosol. Gene Ontology annotation, molecular function: aldose reductase (NADPH) activity. The transcript has 13 exons. NCBI's taxonomy places the organism in Eukaryota, Metazoa, Arthropoda, Insecta, Hymenoptera, Formicidae. The coding region runs from base 459 to 2717 and encodes 752 amino acids. The record is from RefSeq and is a predicted model, not a curated record.